Molecule: messenger RNA, 2895 nt
Organism: Colletotrichum higginsianum IMI 349063
Lineage: Eukaryota; Fungi; Ascomycota; Sordariomycetes; Glomerellales; Glomerellaceae
Product: Fungal specific transcription factor
Exons: 5
Coding region: 1-2895 (964 amino acids)
Biological process (GO): regulation of DNA-templated transcription
Cellular component (GO): nucleus
Molecular function (GO): transcription cis-regulatory region binding; zinc ion binding; DNA-binding transcription factor activity, RNA polymerase II-specific
Source: RefSeq, a predicted model, not a curated record
AUGAUAUGUGAGCUCAAGACUCGUCAAAGGGAGGGCGAAGCGAGGCUUAGCAUGUGGGAAGAGGACGCCACAAUCACUCUUAUCGGCAAUGUCGGCGCUUCUGAUGUCGGCGUCAUUGCGCCCGAGCGCAUCGCCGCGAGCUCUGGCCUAGACGGCGCUCCUCCAACCUUUACGGCGCAUGAUGACAACGACGAUAACGACGACAACGACAACGACGGCGGCGGCGGCGGCGGCGGCGGCGAGUGGCAGGGACAGGGACUCCAUGGUCACCACCAGCAACAUUCGCCCGGAACGCCCAUCUCGGCCCACGGCGGCGGAUCCAGCGGCGAGACACCCCAUCACGAUGCGUUCCAUGGCGGGAACCUGGACGACCCCAAGAGGCCGCGAGCCUGCGAGGCGUGCCGCGGCUUGAAAGUGCGAUGCGAGCCCGACGCCAACGACCCCGAUGGGCCGUGUAAGCGGUGCAAAAAGGCGGGGAGGAACUGCGUCGUGACGAUGCCGACGAGGAAAAGGCAGAAAAAGACGGACAGCAGGGUUGCCGAGCUGGAGAAAAAGAUCGAUGCGUUGACGGCGAGCUUGCAGGCCCGCGGGAACUCGGCGACACCGUCGACUGCUGCCGCUGGCGCUGCCAGUGUGGCCAUGAGCGCGUCUGCCACAAAGGACGAGAAUCUGCAAAAACAACGGGGUUGGGGCGACAACGGAAUGUCGCGGAAUUGGAAUACGGUUGCCAUUGCCGAGACGCCCGGUUCGCCCGCCGACGGGCUCGGACUCGACUCGCAGGAACUCAACAGCAGUGAUCGGGGCCGGUACGACACUAUGAUCCCGCCCGCGGCUGGGCAGAAAAGGAAGUUUGCGGACCGCGGGGAUACACCAGCCGACAUGACGGAGAGCGGUAACGGGGGCAGGCCAGCGCCUCCAAUCCACAUGGGCAGCGAUUACGCCGACGUCGUGGAGCGCGGGAUCCUCAGCGCCGAAAAGGCGGCCGAGCUUUUCGAGCGGUACAACACGCACAUGAUGCCGCACAUGCCGGCGGUGGUGUUCGCCGCCGGCACGACGGCCGAGGAGACGCGGAGGUUCAAGCCGCUUCUGUUCUUGGCCAUUAUGUCGGCGGCGUCGUCCGAGUCGCCCAACGUGCAGCGCCGGCUGGUCAAAGAGCUGAUGCAGAUCUUUGCCGAGAAAAUCAUCAUCACGGGCGAGAAGAGCCUGGAGAUCGUGCAGGCGCUGCAGGUGGCCGUCAUCUGGUACUGGCCGCCCGAGCAUUUUGAGGAGCUCAAGUUCUACCAGCUCGUGCAUAUCGGCGCCGUCAUGGCGCUCGACAUCGGGUUGGGGCGGCGGACGGCCGGCAGGAAGAUGCAGAUUCCAUACCAGUGGCGCAACCACCCGUUCAGGCGCGCGCCGCCACCGGACCCGUCCUCCAUCGAAUGCCGCCGCGCUUGGCUCGCGGCCUACUUCCUCGCCGCCAACACGUCGAUGGCGCUGCACCGGCCGAACCUGGUGCGGUGGACGUCUUUCAUGGCCGAAUCGAUGGAGGUGCUGCAGACGUCGGCCGACGCGGCGCCGACGGACAAGUACUUUUGUCACCUCGUGUGGACACACCGGCUCGCCGAGGAGGUUGGCAUCCAAUUCUCCAUGGACGACCCGGCAGUCGUACCCAACAUCACGGAUUCGAGGACGCAGUACUCACUGAGGAUGCUGGAGCGCGAUUUGGAGAAGUAUACCGCCUCUGUGCCCAAGGAGGAGAUGCAGUCGACUCUCCGCAUGUCCUUUCACAUAGCCCUGCACACGAAAACUGACGACAUCCGCCCGCCGUUCGACACGGCGACCCUCAAAGACGGUAUGCUGACCAGUCUCACCCUCACGACGUCCCACAUCAACGCCCUCUCGGCGUGCCUGUCCGCCAUCGACGGCAUCUUCGACGCCUUCUUGGCGAUGGAGGUGCCCAGCAUCCGCUGCCUACCCGUCUUCAACUUCGUCCGCAUCGCCUAUGCCGUGGUUGUGCUCAUCAAAAUGUACUUCUCCGCUACGGCGCCCGGGUCCGAGCUUGGCAAGGUGAUUGACAAGGACAAUAUGAAGGUGGAGUCGUACCUCGACGCGCUGCUCGAGAAGUUCCGCGCUGCGGCAUCGGACGAUCGGAGUCGGCCAGCCGCCAAGUUCAUGGUGGUGCUGGUGAUGCUGAGGAGUUGGUUUCUGAAGCAGAGCAAAGGGCUCGCGACAGGCGGGCCGCCGGGGAGCGGUGGCCAGUCGGCUUUCGGAAGUGCUGCUACGCCUGGGGUAGCGAUGCCGACGUCGACAUCACAAGUUGAACAGACCCCGGCAUCUACACACACAUCACGGCCCAUAGAGCGGACACCCAUGGAGGACCAGCAGCGGGCAUUUCAACCGGGACCACCACCCCCUAGAAUGCGGGAAUACCCCGCCGCUAACACGCCGUUGCACCUCCUUUCAGAGAUCGCGACAAACGACCACUCAGGCCGCGUGACAAACAAUAUGCUCUGGAACCCGCCUCCGUCGUCGGCGCGGCAGUCCUUCCUCUACGACCCCAGCGCCGUGACGCCUACGCCGCUUGGCGGGUCAAGGGCUGGGCCGGGCACGGCGUCUAGCGGCACUGUCGACCACCCCAGUGUCUCAUCCAACACGAAUACAGGCAGCGCGGCGGCGCCGUGGACGAACUCGGCAUGGGCGGGCGAUCUCCAGGACAUGGGCUUCGACGUAGGCUUCACCGAGGGGCUGUCACUCGAGGAGAUCACGACUGGGUUCGGCGCGAGCCCGGACAGCCUUAGCAACGGAAUGCGGUACGUCAUGGCCCAGGAUCCCUGGCUCAGCGGCAUCGGCGGGUUCGAGAACUUGUUUGAGGGGAUGCCGGGGGCGUCUGGGCCGCCCAUGUUCCCCAUGUGA